ACAAUACCUUCACUGCAUUCUCAAUCACAAUCAUGAGCAAGGGACGCGUCUGUUUGGCCUACUCUGGCGGUCUUGAUACCUCCACGAUCCUGAAAUGGCUCAUCGAGGAAGGUUAUGAGGUCGUGUGCUUCCUUGCCAACGUUGGCCAGGAAGAGCCUUGGGAUGAGGUCGAGAAGAAGGCGCUCAAGAUUGGUGCGCUGAAGAUGGUCAUUCUCGACCUGCAGAAGGAAUUCGUCGAGGAGCUCUGCUUCCGCGCUGUACAAUGCAAUGCCUCAUACGAGGGCAGAUACCUGCUCGGAACCAGCUUGGCUCGUCCAGUCAUCGCCCGCGCACAGAUCCGCGUUGCCCAACAAGAAGGCUGCGGCUUCGUCUCCCACGGCUGCACCGGCAAGGGCAACGACCAGGUUCGCUUCGAGCUUGCAUUCUACACACUUCAGCCUACCAUCAAGGUCAUUGCGCCAUGGAGGCUGCCAGAGUUCUGCGACCGCUUCAAGGGCAGGCAGGAUCUGUUGGACUAUGCCGAGAAGCAUGGCAUCCCAGUCACAUCCACCAAGGCGAAGCCAUGGUCCAUGGACGCCAACCUGGCUCACUGCAGUUAUGAGGCUGGCAUCCUCGAGGACCCCGACGUGUCUCCUCCAGACGACAUGUGGACCAUGACCGACUCGCCCCUCAACGCUCCCAACGAGCCCACCGACAUCACCGUACACUUCGACAAGGGCAUUCCCGUCAAAGUCGUGACCCCAGAGAAGACCUACACCGACUCAGUCGAGCUCUUCGUCGCGCUCAACAAGCUCGGCUUCACCCACGGCAUUGGGCGCAUCGACAUUGUCGAGAACCGCUUCAUCGGCCUCAAAUCCCGCGGCUGCUACGACUCGCCCGCCAUGACCAUCCUGCGCCUCGCACAUCUCGACCUCGAGGGCCUCGUCAUGGACGCCCAAGUGCGCAACCUGCGCGACCAAUUCGUCUCGCAUAACUGGAGCUACCAGCUGUACAACGGCAUGUACUUCAGCCCCGAGCGCGAGUUCAUCGAGAACAGCCUGGUGUUCAGCCAGCGCCGCGUCAACGGCGAGGUGCGCAUGAAGCUGUACAAGGGCAAUGCGUAUGUGCUGGGCCGCUCGAGUCAGACGGAGAAGCUGUACUCGGAGGAGGAGGCGAGUAUGGACACGCUGGAUAACUUCAGCCCAAUGGAUACCACGGGCUUCAUUGCGAUCCAGAGCAUUAGGCUCAAGAAGUAUGGGCUGCAGAAGGCCGAGGAGGGUGCGAAUAUGAGCCGUGCUUAGAUGGGGAGAUGUGACGUUACGAUUUAAAAAGAUUCAUGGAAGGAAGGCAAAAUGUGAGAGAUAUCCCGGGGCUGAUGUAGAAUUCCAUCUGGUCUCAAACACUCU
Messenger RNA from Parastagonospora nodorum SN15, 1385 nucleotides. RefSeq lists its product as hypothetical. Lineage: Eukaryota; Fungi; Ascomycota; Dothideomycetes; Pleosporales; Phaeosphaeriaceae. The record is from RefSeq and is a predicted model, not a curated record. The coding region runs from base 33 to 1280 and encodes 415 amino acids. Gene Ontology annotation, cellular component: cytoplasm. The transcript is spliced from 4 exons. Gene Ontology annotation, biological process: urea cycle; L-arginine biosynthetic process. Gene Ontology annotation, molecular function: argininosuccinate synthase activity; ATP binding.